Messenger RNA from Malus domestica (apple), 689 nucleotides. RefSeq lists its product as uncharacterized. NCBI's taxonomy places the organism in Eukaryota, Viridiplantae, Streptophyta, Magnoliopsida, Rosales, Rosaceae. The record is from RefSeq and is a predicted model, not a curated record.
GUCAACUCAAAGUACGAUUCAUCCCUAAAAGAUCCGAAUGAGUUUAGCCCAGUGGGCCUAAGGUCCGUAUAAUAGAAGAUUGUUGGUUACCCCAAUCAUUCUUCUCUCUGGGAGAUUCGAGAAGCUACGCGAACGUCUGAUCGCCAACGCUGUUCAGGUGACGUAAGCAUACAGCCAUGGCGGGCGGUGGGAACUUCAUGAACAGAGUCGUGUCGUACCUCGUCAAUGAGCUUCUGGUCGAUAGCCUCGCCAACAGCCGUGCAUUCCAAAGGUUUGCUGUGAAAACAUCGAAGAGGAUUGAAGAUAUUCAAAAUAUUGCUGCAAAGAAGAAGGAACAACUUGCUGAGCAGAUGAAGGAUUUCUCGAAGAACAUGGAAGAUUCUUUCAAAGAUGGUCGAUGAAGGGUGAUACCUGAGCGGUCGUUGGCCUGGUUUUGCAAACAUGUGUGUACAUAUGGAAUCAUAUUCCUUUCUUUCUCCAUUGCCUUUAAGAGUGGAACCAAAUUUUGAGUUUUUAAGAUUUGCUUUUGAAUGCUUUAUCGGCGAUGAAAUCAUGUCUCGUUUCAAGUUCUUUGUCGUCGAUGUUUGAGACUUUGAAGCCUGUUUUGAGAUUGGAGAGAGACGGAAAUGUAAAUCCUAACAUCUUAUAUUUUACAACACAUGAAGAAAAUGGGAUUAAAAGGCACAAAA